AUGUAUCUCGUCGCUCGACUCCUCACUGGAAUUGCGACUGGACAGACUGUUGUUGCUAUGCCAAUUUACUUUGCGGAGAUCGCAUCACCCAACUCCCGUGGCCUUAUGGCUGGUGCGCAUGGCUGUUUUAUCAAUGUGGGAUACGCGGUCUCCAAUUGGGUCGGUACCUUCGGCUGGAGAUUUCCAAAUGCGAUUCUUGUUUUCUGGGCUCUUUGUCUUCUCAUUGGGACAUUAUUCAUUCCCGAGAGUCCUCGCUGGCUCUGCAGUCGUUCUCGGCACGAAGAAGCCCUACAGGUCCUGUGUCGACUUCAUAAUCAACCUGAUGAUCAGCAAGGUAGCUUCGCUUAUCAAGAGCUAGAACUGAUACAGGAGAGAAUGCUUCGUGAUCGCGCAGAGAGCGACCGCUACGGAAAAUGGCAGCUUUUCACGCAGCCGACAUACCGAAAACGCAGCAUCCUCGCAGCAAUGGUUCUUGCUGGGUCACAAAAUACAGGAGUUCUGGUCAUUAACAACUAUAACGCCCUAUUGUACCAGUCCCUUGGUCUGUCAAACGCUCAAGCACUUCUGGUUAGCGCUGGGUAUAAUACCUGGGGAAUGGUAUGCAACUGUAUAGGUGCCAACGUAUCGGAUCGUUUUGGCAGACGCAAGCUUCUAAUCACUGGAUUCGGCAUGACUGGAAUCAUGAUUACAGUAGCAACAGCGCUAAUUGCGAAAUACACCGAGACUCAGUCAAAAACGUAUGCAGCUGCUUCUGUAGUUAUUCUAUACCUAUACGUGGCUUGUUACGGCUCUUGCAUUGAUGUCAACGUGUUUACGCUGGUUACCGAAAUAUUCCCAUCCCAUCUCCGAGCACAAGGGACUGGACUUGCAACAGCGUUGUUCUUCUUAACUGAUAUCCUAUGGCUUCAAUUAGAGCCCACAGCCACAGGACGUAUUGGAUGGAAGUAUUACCUUGUUUUCAUCUGCCUGUGUGUCGUACACACUGUCUACCUCUACUUUCAGCUGCCUGAGACUUCAGGCGUUGCACUGGAAACGAUAGAUGCUGUUUUUGGAAAAGAAACCCUUCCCAGUCCCUGCGAUAAUGACCGGGAGCCCAAAUCGGAUGAGGAAAGAAUAGAAAUCCGGUAA
Molecule: messenger RNA, 1128 nt
Organism: Penicillium riverlandense
Lineage: Eukaryota; Fungi; Ascomycota; Eurotiomycetes; Eurotiales; Aspergillaceae
Exons: 7
Coding region: 1-1128 (375 amino acids)
Biological process (GO): carbohydrate transport; transmembrane transport
Cellular component (GO): membrane
Molecular function (GO): carbohydrate:proton symporter activity
Source: RefSeq, a predicted model, not a curated record